Molecule: messenger RNA, 1124 nt
Organism: Peromyscus maniculatus bairdii (prairie deer mouse)
Lineage: Eukaryota; Metazoa; Chordata; Mammalia; Rodentia; Cricetidae
Source: RefSeq, a predicted model, not a curated record
GGUAACGCAACUAAAUCCUGACAAUGGCAAAUGUGAUCAAGAAAUCCGCUUCCGGAGCGGAUCUUUCUGCUUUUUCAAUGAAUACUCAAGCAGUGGCCAAUCCUGUCACACCGAUAAAGACCAAGGCGGCCUACAAACUUUAUCCCCCAGGCAUUCUUAAUGGAACGGGCCUAAAGAACAACAAACGUAGGAAAUGUGGCCUGCAAAGGAGUUGCACCAGGAAGGAUUCUGAAGAAUUAACUCCACCCAUGGCAAAGAAAGGCAAAGAUUCACCACAGAUGGAGGAGAAACAGCCUCUUGUGCUGCAACCUGCAAAGCCUGCUGAAGCAAGCACCAUGACUGAUCCUGAAGAAGUAACUCCACCUGUGCUGAAGAUGGAGGAGACACAGUCUCUGGUAGACCAACCCACUACCUGUGAAGCAAGCACCAUGACUGAUGCUGAAGAAAUAACUCCAUCUGUGGCAAAGAAAGGCAAAGAUUCACCAUUGAUGGAGGAGCCACAGCCUCUAAUGGACCAACUUGCAAAUCCUGCUGAGGAUCAACUCACUUCCUCUGAAGCAAGCCCUAUGGGUUUUACAUUGAAGAGUGUAUAGGUAUAUUAUCAGAUGCUCAACUUGUAGGAAGUGAAAAUGUAUAAUACAUGUUAGUAUAACUUUGAUCCUAUCCUAAAGCUCUGGCAAGAUAAAAAUAUUUUAAAUAGGUAUAGUUAUGUUACUCCACUUUAGUUAUACUAAAAAGCUAGCACAUUCUUUUUUAUAUGGUAAAACCACAUGAUUAACAGGAAUACAGGAAUGGGGAGCUUAAGUUCAAUUUCAAAAAAGAAAUAUUUUUACUCUAUAUCUGCCACAGGAAUGAGCUUAUGGGAAAAGGACUCCUGCCUAAUGAGUGGGACAUGGGUUCAUCCCAUGAAGAACCACUCUGAUUUUCAAAAUGAAAACAUAUCAUAUCCUUGUUUUUCCCUUAUCCAGAACUGAUACCACAGCUGAGAACAGAGGCAACAUGUGCCCAAGGUCUGCAUGAAUGGGCCAAAGUGUGUUACUCAUGUACUUGAAACUUUGUCGCACUGCUUUCUAUAAAUUGGAAGAUAGCCACAUGUGUAGAUGUAACCAUCUUGUUAAAUAAGA